Messenger RNA from Anopheles maculipalpis, 598 nucleotides. RefSeq names its product RNA polymerase II subunit A C-terminal domain phosphatase SSU72 (gene Ssu72). The record is from RefSeq and is a predicted model, not a curated record. The transcript has 4 exons. Lineage: Eukaryota; Metazoa; Arthropoda; Insecta; Diptera; Culicidae. Bases 5 to 598 code for a protein of 197 amino acids. Gene Ontology annotation, biological process: termination of RNA polymerase II transcription. Gene Ontology annotation, cellular component: nucleus; mRNA cleavage and polyadenylation specificity factor complex. Gene Ontology annotation, molecular function: RNA polymerase II CTD heptapeptide repeat phosphatase activity.
CAUCAUGAGCCAAUCGUACGUUAGCCCACUCUCGAUAGCCGUAAUCUGUUCGUCCAACAUGAACCGUUCGAUGGAAGCACACGGAUUUUUGGCCAAGAAGCGGUUCAAGGUACGAUCGUUCGGUACGGGCGAUAAGGUGAAGCUUCCCGGUACGGCGGCGGAUAGGCCGAAUGUUUACGAGUUUGGCACCUCGUACGACGACAUAUACAAUGAUUUGGCUGCGAAAGAUAAGCAAUACUAUACACAAAACGGUCUGCUACACAUGCUGGACCGCAACAGAAGGAUAAAAUCUUGCCCCGAAAAGUUUCAGCUCUGCACGGAACGGUUCGACGUGUUGGUAACGUGCGAGGAGCGAGUUUACGAUCAGGUGAUAGAAUUUAUGGAAUCAAAAACGCCUAGCUACAAUCUACCGGUGCACGUAAUUAACAUAGACAUACAGGACAACCACGAGGAAGCGACGGUCGGUGCGUUUCUCAUCUGUGAUCUGAUAACGAUGAUGGCUCAAAGUGAAGACCUAGACAACGACAUCGACGAGCUGCUGCAUGAUUUCGAGAACAAAUGCCAGCGAAGUGUUCUCCACUGCGUUCAGUUCUAUUGA